Molecule: messenger RNA, 7924 nt
Organism: Pantherophis guttatus
Lineage: Eukaryota; Metazoa; Chordata; Lepidosauria; Squamata; Colubridae
Gene: SERTAD2
Product: SERTA domain containing 2
Cellular component (GO): nucleus
Molecular function (GO): transcription regulator activity
Source: RefSeq, a predicted model, not a curated record
CCCAUUAAAUGCCUUGUGCAGGCGGACAUGCGGUGUUAGCGCUGCCGCCGUCGCUUCUGCUCCCAGAGCACGGGGCUCCUCCUGCUUCUCUUGCCUCCGCCCUCCCAGGGCACGGGCUGCUUCGGCUCCUCAAGGUCUCUCCUCUUCCUCCUCCUCCUCCUCCUCCUCCUCCUGGCUAGCUGGUUGUACUUGUUACGGUGUCACAUCCUUCUUUCCAGCUGCAGUACCAACUUCCCUCCCAGCCAGCCUCCCUGUUUGGCAGAGGCUUCAGCAAAGUGAUGGGAUAGAGCAGAAGCCGCUUGAAUCCCUCGGCCGUCUAUACAUUAGUCCUUAGCAGCGUGGAUCGCCCCUUCCCGUCUUCUUAUCACAUUCCUGCCCCGCUGUUUAAGUCUCCCCGUUGUCUUAUCUUCUUUUUCUUGUUAUUCCCCCUUCCCCCGUUUCCUUGUUUCCUCCACCCCCUUUUUAAUCUUUUAGCCCCCCCCCCUCUUUUCCCCUCUGCGCUUAUGAAUUUGGAUCGUUGAAUUCUCCUGCAAAGGUUUGCAGUCUAUGAAAACAGCCCUCUUAUCCCAUACCCACUAAGUUUACUCAGGAGCCUUUGAUGAGGAGCUUUGUCAAAGACUUUUUGAAAAUCCAGAUAUAUGUUGGGGAAAGGAGGAAAACGGAAGUUUGACGAGCAUGAAGAUGGGCUGGAAGGCAAAGUGGUGUCUCCUACCGAUGGUCCAUCUAAGGUGUCUUACACCUUACAGCGCCAGACUAUCUUCAACAUUUCCCUUAUGAAACUUUAUAACCACAGGCCCUUAACAGAGCCGAGCCUGCAAAAGACCGUUUUAAUUAACAACAUGUUGAGGCGGAUCCAAGAGGAGCUCAAACAGGAAGGCAGCUUGAGGCCUAUGUUCCUCACCCCAUCACAGCCUACAGAUCCUCUUGGAGACAACUUUCGAGAAGCUCAGCCUGCCUUUAGCCAUCUGGCCUCUCCGCCAGUCCACCCCACUGACUUAGCAAGCCCUACACCACUGGAGUCUUGCCUCACCCCUGCCUCUCUGCUUGAGGAUGACACUUUUUGCACUUCCCAGACUAUCUCACUAGAUGGUCCUCCAAAAUUACCACCUCCAACGAUCCAACCAGUAAAGGACAGCUUCUCCUCAGCCUUGGAUGAAAUUGAGGAGCUCUGUCCAACACCUACCUCCGCUGAGGCAGUAGUAACUACAGCAGCAGCAGAUACAACUGCACCAGAUAACUCUAAGGAGAAUUCCAGUGAAUCCAGCAUUCAAAAGCCUGAGGGUAUACAGGAGAACAGAAUGAGUGAGCCUAAACUCAUGGACUCAUUACCUGGCAAUUUUGAGAUCACAACUUCUACAGGUUUUCUUACAGACUUGACCCUGGAUGAUAUUCUCUUUGCAGACAUUGAUACGUCUAUGUAUGAUUUUGACCCUUGCACAUCCUCUACAGGGGCUGCCUCAAAAAUGGCUCCUGUCUCCGCAGAUGACCUCCUCAAAACUCUGGCACCCUACAGUACCCAGCCAGUAACCCCCAAUCAGCCUUUCAAAAUGGACCUUACAGAACUGGAUCACAUUAUGGAGGUGCUUGUUGGGUCAUAGAUUGAUAGCAACUUUUUAAACGCACCAGUAUAAACCCUUGGUAGUAUUUUCACAAGGCCCCCUCUCCUUCCAAACCUACCAAGAAACACAUAGACACACACAUAUAUGCACGCACGCAAAUACACACACCACUGUGCAUGCGUCUUUGCUUGUCUUUUUUUUUUUUUAAGGAUCAUACUUGUUUUUGCUUCAAGCAGAGUUGGAGUGCCUUCAUUCAUGUAUGACCACUUUUAAUGUAUUUCUGAAAGUGGUUCCUCAAGGGAGACCUGAAAUCCUAAUAUAGGAAGAAAAUGCAUAUUGUAAAACAUAAAUAUGUUUGACAAAAAAAAAAUGUAAAAGCUAAGCACAAGGAUUAUGUUGGGAAAAAGCUGUAAAUUGCAUGUGCAUAUUUGUCUAUUUUUUCUAUAAGUUUUAUUGCAAGAGGUUAAAAUAUUAUUUAGAUAAUUGCAGUACCUUUUUGGCAUUUUAGCACUGUCUAGGUUGACUUAGCAAUCCAGCCUUUUUAGAGGUAUUAAUGAUUCCUCUUUAAAUGUUGCAUUUACAUGGCUCUUUAGAAACUGCUACCCAAAUUUAUUUUAUAUUUUUGUAUAGAUUCUGCAAUUUAUGAUAUUGGGUUUUUUUCUUAGAAAAAGAAAAAGAAACAAAACAAAAAUGCUGUUUGUACUCACAUACACACAAAAAAGGAAAUAGUUAUUUUGGUAGGAUUUGCUCACCCCAUUCCUGCAUAUACCUUCUGAUGUACAAGAACUGCUUGUAGUUUUAUACAGACUUGUAGUGUUUUAUAUGCAUAUAAUGGUGCAAAGAGAAGUUUGGAUCAAAUCAGUCUGCAGCUGGCCUCCCUGAAUCCAGACACCAUGCUUGAAGGAAAAGACCAAGGGCUCUUCCCUUAAAAGUUUCACAGAUAUUUACUCCCUGCUGCCUACUACUGUGAUUAACAAAAACCUUAGAGCCAUGUAUAUUCCAACACUGAUGUCAAACAGUUGGCAAGAAAUAGCUGUGAAACUUUAUUCUGAUGAAACUCCCUUGUUCAUCCUUCCCUCACUCCAAAAGGAUCAAGAAAUAAAAAUAUAUUUCCUCCAACCAAGCUUUUUUAAAAUUUGCAAAACAGAUUCCAUCCUUCGUCUGACAGAGUAGAGUGUCCUUAAGUUUGUUGAGCUCAACCUUCUCAUAUUUUACAGUUUUCCUGGUGAGAAAGUUGUGUUCCUGAAAAUAUCUUUCUUUUUGGUAAGUGCAGUUGACAGAGUGCACAGUUGAUAGAGUGCCCCGUUCAGAUUCAAACAGUAGAAAUGAGUGAGCUUUGGUAUAUUUCACUCUGUCUUGAGAUAUUACCAUAGUAAUGGCAUCUAGUUUUAGAGCAUCACAAUUGAGGCACUUACCAGUUUUAAGGCGAAGCAUGCUGUGGCUGUAGCAGAUUGUUUUGUUUAAUUGUUUUGGGUUUUUAUUUUGUUUAAAGCCUGAAAGUAAGUUGCAUUGAAAUCAGUAGAGAUUCCUUCCAAGAAACUGAGUUUAGGAUCAGGAGCAGAAAAAGGCCCUUUUGUCUCUGUGACAGUAUAAUUCUAAUGUACCUUAUUUCUUCUAAUCAUUCUUAUGAUGAUUCUUGCCCUUUGCUUGGAACGUUAAUAUUCUUAUUCACUCUGUUGGCAAGUGCUGAAAAAAAAUCUAACUUCAGUAUUACUGCAGUGAAAUCAUCUCUUAUCAGCACUGGAUGGACUCACUCAAGUAUCCAUUGCUCUUAAAACUGGAGCUAGUUGUGCUUUGAACACUUGGUAUUUUGGGGGGGGGGGUUGGUUUCUUGAUUCCACUCUGUUCCUUGCUUUAUACUUUAUAUGGCCUGUUUGACAAUGUAUUGAAACUGCAAUCUAUGCAUGUUUCCUCCCCACUUAAGUCGUCUCAUUUCUGCACCUGUUGCAAUUUUUCUCUCUCUGUUCCUUGUGAUGUACAUUUGUGUUAAACAAAACUUGCAAUGUUUCAUGCCUGUUGCCGAGAUUGCUAUGGCAUAUUAAUUUUAAAUGGUACUGAGUGCAGGUUACAAACUAUACUGUUGAUAUGCAUAUGGCUUCUUUAGGAAUAACGUUUAUAUUUAUUUAAGAAAAUUUAAAUUAUGUUUAUGUAAUUUGGCAAUAUUCAGUUGGUUCUGCUUACUUCUUGUCAUGGAUUUUUAAAAAUUGGGUCUUUUCUGCCUUUAAGAUGGCAGCUUUAUAAACUGGCACUUUAGAACAGGCCAUAUAUAUUUAUUUAAAAUGCAUGUAAUUUAUUAUAUACAAUGCACAGAGUUUUUUAUUUGUGUCCAAACUAUCUAGGUAAUUAGAGUGCUGCAUGCAUACACAAAUAUGCCAUGCCAAAUUAUCAACUAAAUUCUAAUACGUUAAUCAUAUUUUGCUAUCUUUCUUGAAAAGUUUAUUUCAUUCAAAUAACAGUAUAGUUAUAAUUUGAAGUUGCUCAUCUUUAUAAGCAAGCAUAUUUUCCCCAAUUCUUCCUGUUGUGGGGAGGAAAAAAAGAGCUGGCAUAUUCAAAAAUUUUAAUUAGAAGUUAUAACAACCAGUUUAGAUUACAAAAUGCCCUGAACAAGAAUGCCUCUUCUCUUCUGUUAGUCUGGUAAUCACUAGGAAUAUGGCUGGUAUUGUAUAAAAUAACACCGAAUUACAGUUUCAUUAGGAAUUUGUGGAUUUGAGAAGAUUAGGUCUUUCAAAUCUGGGCUGCAGAAAUCCAAAAUACCACUAAAUUGUAACAAACGCAUACAAAAAAAAUAUAUCUUUGCUUCCACCAUUUGGUUGUCCAGAUCUGUGCAGAACUAGAUAGGGUAACCAGAUAUGGUAGAAAAAAGAUGCUUACUUGAUGUGUUACUAGCCAAGUAGGAUAAUCUUGGGUGCAGAUAUGUGCAAUGCUAGAAAACACUCAAUUUAGUUUUAAUCAGGAUGGCAGAAUCCCAAGCCUUUGCUGGAACAGUCUAGGUUUAGAUUAAAAUUAAAACGUGAAGGAAAAAAGUAAACAAACAAGAUUUACCAUUGUCAAAAUCUGAUUUUACACGUAAUCCAGAAACAAUACUUUCCUUUUUGGACGAGGUAAUGGAGUAUGUAAACAAAUACCACAUGUUGGGCAGAAGUUCAAAUUAACACCAUUUUAGAGAGGAACAGUAGGUUUGUUUUCCAAAUGCUAACCUUGCUGUACAAAGCAAAGCCAUUUGAAAUGUUGAGCAGAAACUAGUCCUGAUUGCAACAUUCUGUGAUGCAAAUGAGUAUGAUUGUGGCAGAUAGUGCAUCCACCCCAUAGAAUUAGACACCCAAUAUGAUGAGUGGCCUCACAGAAAUACCAGUUUAAAUACUUCUGUCUCUGUAAUAUAACCUCCUCCUUUAAAGGAUCUGAAUUUACCAGACUACAAGUUCUUCUUUUCCCCACUCUCCAAAUUCCAUCUUGAAUGCUGGGGACAUUUUUAAUGACACAAAAAGUGCAAUGAAGUGACAAGAAGAGAACAGAAUUAAAAAGAGCUGUUUGAAUUUGAAGUGAUUUUUUUUUCCAUUUUGUUUUUCAUAAGUUAUUUAUUCCAUUUUAUUUUUCUUUUGUAAAUAUAUUUAUUUUAUUGUGAAGCUAACAACAUCUGGAUUGUAACAUGUACAGAAUGUAUGGUAGGAAUGUAUUCUCUUGUAGGAAUGUGAAAUCCAUACAAGAGGGAACUGAAAGUUAGAUUUGGAGAUUAUUAUCUGGGUUCUGUUCAGAAUACAUGUCAUUCAUCAGAUCUCUCUCCCGCCUCUCCUGCUUUUCUCUACUGAGAGUCACUUUGAUUCUGUAGGACAUGCAAAAAAAAAAAAAAUUAUAAACUCAGUUAUACAAAUCAAUCUUUUGGUAUCGCUGGGUAUUUCAAAUGGGCCAGAUCCUAGUUCAAACAGUCAAAUACAGCUUUGGUUUCAGUGAGACUUUGUUGCAUAAUGUCUACUCAGGAGUAAGUCUCACUGAGUUUAAUUAAACUUACUCCUGAAUAAGCAUGUACAGAAUUUCAAUCUUAAAAGGCCUAAAGUGAUAUAUUCUCACUCUGGUAGCUGGAACUGGAUAAGGAUGCAUGUUAACCUGAAGUAUAUGUUUGCUGAUGAAUAAAGGAAGAGUGUUUUAAGAUUUUUCUUCCUUCAAAGUUGCACAGAAGCAGCGUGCACCACAAGAUUCAUCCUAGCUAGAAAGACUGGGCAGAGCAAGCUGGCUUCUUGCAAUGGAAGAUGAUGUAAGGUGAAAGCAGCUUCCCGACCCGAAGAGUUCAAUUGCUUUGGCAACCUGAGCUUCACAUCACAGCAAUCUGUCCCCCCACCCUCACCCCUGCAGAGUUUCAGUUUGAGCUGCUAGUGCUUAAAACUGGGAAAUUUUAAAGGGGGGGGAGGGAGGGUGCCAAAAUCCAUUAACCAACCUAAGGUAAGAUUAGCCUUUACUUUACACAUAAGUGUGCCUUUUCUUCUGCAGAGAGUGUAAAGUGGCAUAACACAACCUGUUUCAAAAAUGCAUAUUUAUAACUUGUCCCUAUAUUGCUUCAAAUGAUUAUGCAUAAGUAGUUUUUUUAAAGAGCACUGUUGAAAGUGACCUGUUGUAGAUCAAAUAUGGUGAAUGUACAGUGCACUGUUGUAUAUUGAAUACACCUGUAUCCAGUAGCAUGUCCUGAUCAGACUUCUCAGGAGAAAACAAAAGCAAUGCAGAAAACAGUAGUGGGAGAAGGAAAGAGUGGAAUUCCAUGACAAAGCUGAUUUUUAGGUCUGAGUAGAGCUAGCUGUAGGACACAAUUUGCAAUAACUCCUUUAUCUGCUAGCUAUUAUAUAGCUUUCAGAUUAACUGUCCUACACUUAUAUGAAAUUGAACAAGGAAGCCUCUAGGAGAAACAUGGUAGAAGUUAAUAUGGGACAAAAUCUGUGGAAGAAUAUGUUCAUCUGAUCGAAAAUCAACUAAAAGCAUUUGCAUUCACAUUUCUGUUGGGUUUUGCAACUUUGGAUGCGCAGAUAGGUGGCCAAAAUGUAGAUUUGUCAGUGCAAAUGUUUAUAUCAAAUUUCCAAGGAUUAAUAAGGAGGUACCCCAUAGUAGGUGUAGUAAGCCAUGCUGAAAGCUAACAAGUUUUAUGGAAGGCUUUCCUAUUGGUUUCAAAGAGAGAUACUUGUAUCCACUUUUUAAGACAGUUUCAUCAGCAGAGAGGCAAAUCUGAUCUUAUAACCGCCACCCUUCCUAGGGAAGUGUUUCUAGACAAGCGCAAACAGACCUUAAGACCCUGGGCAAAAUGCUGCAGUUUGAAGCAUUCUGUGAGGGGGACUCAUUUUAGUCUUUUGGGUGGAGUGAAGAAUAUUUGAUAGGCUGGAUGAACUGUGACUCAAGGCCCCAGAUUCACAUCUCCCACCCUUCUUCAGAACAUCAACUGUGCUGGGAAGCAAGGAAGGUCCAGCCUGGGCUUGGCUCCAGAGAGCAGAGUCUAAGCCCACAAUUCUCGGACAGAAUUGUGGGCACUUUGUAGACCAUGCCAAUAAAAGUGCCCUGAAGUCCCUCUUCCUCUCAGUUACUUUCAGGAGAGAGACUUCCCACAUGGAAACUGUUGCCACCAACAUUACUCUUCCUGCUAGUUGCUCUGCUUUACAGUGAGAGACAGAAUUAAGGCUGCUUUUUCAGAGAGGCCAGGAUGAGAAUAAAUUGUACCAUGUGAUUUUUUUUUCCUGAUUGUCUUGUAGAACCUGAUUCGUGAAUCUAAAGUUUACAGUUUGAUAACAACCGUGAGCAAAUGGACAUGCACCCUCCUAAAAUGGCUCAUUGGAUCUAGAAUGUAAUUGUGAUUGUUAGGAAAAGAAAAUCCAAGACCUUGCUUUUAUUAAUAUGCUUAUAACAUGUCUGAAUUAUUUUUUUUGGGGGGGGGGGGGGAAUUUCCACUCAUUUUAUAGUCUUUUUUUUUCAAUGUUAAAAAUAAUUCUAAUGCUAAUUUUGGGCUUUGUUUAUUUUUUUUCCUAAGUUAAAACCUUGCAGAUGCUUAACAUUGUAAUAACACACACAAGACUCUCUUAAAGCAGAGAUUUCAGGGGAGGGGGAUGAGGAAGAUGUAAAAAGGAGGAUAUAUUUGGUGCAUGGUUGUUUUAAAACAAGGGUUGUUUUUUUCCAAAACGCUGAUAUUUUCUCCCUCUGCCCCCAUUCCUAUCCCGCGACAGACCUUAGAGCUGUGCCUUUUCUAUGCAAUAUUACAGACAUAUACAUCUGAAACCAGAUUACUGUAUUCACUUGUAGGUAUGGGCUGUAAUAAUAAUAAAAAUGGGCAAAUUACAUGGAAAUGAGCAGUCUUACUUUUGUAGUUUUAUAUUAUACAAUAAACAGUUUAAAAAGAA